AUGGCCCACAAGAAAAGCAAACCCACUAUACUGAAAUUCGAUUCCGAGGAAGAUGUCGCCGUGGCUCUUGCAAAAUACACCGCCGAUUUGUCGGAAAAGUACAUCAGAGAUAAGGGUUCUUUCUCUGUUGUUCUUUCUGGAGGUACCCUAAUCGAUACACUGAGGAAAAUGGUGGAGCCUCCUUACAAAGACUCAGUUGAUUGGUCGAAAUGGCUCAUCUUUUGGGUGGAUGAGAGGGUUGUUCCUUUGGAUAGUGAUGACAGUAAUUAUAAACUUGCUUGUGAUGGUUUUCUUUUAAAGGUACCAAUUCCUUCUGGUAACAUUUAUGCCAUCAAUGACAAGCUGUCGCCAGAUGGCGCGGCGAAUGAUUAUGAAGCACGUCUCAAGCAUUUGGUCGAGAGCAAAAUUAUACCUAUAUCUGAUGCUUCUGGAUUCCCCAAAUUUGAUCUCAUGCUUCUUGGAAUGGGGCCAGAUGGACACGUGGCUUCUUUAUUUCCUACACAUCAGCAACGUUAUGAGAAGAAGCGGUGGGUUACAUUCAUUACCGACUCUCCCAAACCUCCUCCACCGAGGAUCACUUUCACGUUUCCUGUGAUCAACUCAUCUUCAGAGAUCGCAAUGGUGGUCACCGGGGCUGAUCUGGCCAAUACUGUAAAAAUUGCAUUGGGUGGUGGACUUGAACCUGGUUCAACUCCCUUGCCUUGCAUGGAAGUUUCACCUGAAGGAGGACUCACAUGGUUCUUGGACAAGGAUGCUGCUUCUAAACUCUAA
Molecule: messenger RNA, 771 nt
Organism: Fraxinus pennsylvanica
Lineage: Eukaryota; Viridiplantae; Streptophyta; Magnoliopsida; Lamiales; Oleaceae
Source: the annotation of a GenBank genome assembly